AUAAAUACCAUCCAAAUCAACAUCGAUUUUCGCAACUUUCUUUAUCUUUUACCCCACCUUCGAGUCAGUCCAAAUUUCAUCUUUCUCUUCUCAACAACAAUGGCCGCCGUCGCUCUCGUUGGCCCACCUGAGAUCUAUUCACUCAAAUCAAACCCUAACCCUACCACCACCACCACCGCUCAAACCACUGAAACCACCGUCACCACCACCACAACCACUAACGAUGUCUUCCUCGAUCAAAUGGUCGCCAACUUCAAUUCUCUUGGUAGAAACCGAAACCCACCGAUGGGGUUGACAGAGAACAUGUCACCAACGUUUCUCUCCACCGGUAACCCUUGCCUCGAUUUCUUCUUCCAUGUUGUUCCUGAUACUCCUUCUGAAACACUCGUUGAGAGACUCAAACUUGCUUGGUCCCAAAACCCUCUCACCGCCCUCAAACUCGUCUGUAACCUCCGUGGCGUCCGCGGUACCGGAAAGUCCAACAAAGAAGGCUUCUACGCCGCCGCUCUCUGGUUUCAUGAAAAUCACCCUAAAACCCUAGCUACCAAUGUUCCUUCUCUCGCUGACUUUGGCUACUUCAAAGAUCUCCCUGAGAUCCUCUACCGUCUUCUCGAAGGUUCUGAAGUUCGCAAAACACAGAAAGAAGAGUGGAGGGAAAGGAAAUCUGGAUCCAAAAGGAAAUCUUCAUCAGGAUCAACCCCUUUUUUAAGGAGAGGAAUGAAGAAAAAACAACGACACCACCACAACAACAAGAACAACAACAAGGAUAACAAAGGGUGGAAGGGUACUGAGAAAGACUCCAUCGUGACUGAAGAGGUGGCAGCGAGAGCUAAGGUUGAGAAAGAAGGUGCUCACGUUUUGAAGGAAGAGAAGAGGAUUGCAUUAGCUAAGAAGCUUGUUGAUCGUUAUACUACCGAUCCCAAUUUUAAGUUUCUUCACGAUUGUAUCUCUGAUCAUUUCGCUGAUUGUUUGAAGAAGGAUCUCGAGUUUUUGAAAUCCGGGUCGCCCAAUAAAAUCAGUCUUGCUGCUAAAUGGUGCCCUUCUGUUGACUCUUCCUUUGAUCGGUCAACUCUUCUGUGUGAGACCAUUGCCAAGAAGAUCUUCCCUAGGGAGGAGUAUGAAGGUGUGGAGGAGGCACAUUAUGCUUAUAGGGUUCGUGAUCGGUUGAGGAAAGAUGUGUUGGUGCCGUUGAGGAAGGUGUUGGAGUUGCCUGAGGUGUUUAUUGGUGCUAAUCAAUGGGGUUUGAUUCCAUACAAUAGGGUUGCUUCUGUGGCGAUGAAGUUUUAUAAGGAGAAGUUUUUGAAGCAUGAUAAGGAGAGGUUUGAGAAGUACUUGGAGGAUGUGAAGGCAGGGAAGACUACUAUUGCUGCUGGUGCUUUGCUUCCUCACGAGAUUAUAGAGUCUUUGGAUGAUGAAGAUGGUGGAGAAGUGGCUGAGUUGCAGUGGAAGAGAAUUGUUGAUGAUUUGCUCAAGAAGGGAAAAAUGAGGAAUUGUCUUGCUGUGUGUGAUGUGUCUGGGAGUAUGCAUGGGACCCCUAUGGAGGUGUGUGUGGCAUUGGGGUUGUUGGUGUCUGAAUUGAACGAGGAACCAUGGAAAGGGAAGGUUAUUACUUUCAGCAGGGAGCCUCAGCUUCAUGUGAUUAAGGGGGAUAAUCUCAAGUCCAAGACACAGUUUGUGAGGAACAUGGAUUGGGGGAUGAACACUGAUUUUCAGAAGGUGUUUGAUCGCAUAUUGGAUGUAGCUGUUAAUGGGAAUCUCAAAGAGGAUCAGAUGAUUAAGAGGAUCUUUGUCUUCAGUGACAUGGAAUUUGAUCAAGCAUCUGCAAACUCUUGGGAGACCGAUUAUCAAGCUAUUACUAGGAAGUAUAGAGAAAAAGGGUAUGGUUCUGCUGUGCCUCAGAUAGUUUUUUGGAAUCUGAGAGACUCGAAGGCCACCCCGGUGCCAUCCACUCAGAAAGGAGUGGCGCUGGUAAGUGGGUUUUCGAAGAAUCUGCUGACAUUGUUCUUCGAUAACGAUGGUGAUAUAAGCCCUGUAGAAGCCAUGGAAGCUGCCAUCGCUGGCCCCGAGUAUCAGAAACUAGUUGUGCUGGAUUGAUUUUCUUCUGUAAUUUUUAGUGUUUUAUUCAGUGCAACAUUAGUAAGUUGAUAAAAAGGAAAUAGGCGAGUCUGUUUAUAAACUACUGCUUGAUUAGAUUGUUGGAAACAAAUUUCUGAUAUGCCUGUAGUUGUUCUUCAGUUGAAAUGGCAGUGUGUUUUUAAUGCAAAUUGGUUACCUCUUUCAUUUGUGUUA
This is a messenger RNA of Medicago truncatula (barrel medic), 2289 nucleotides long. RefSeq lists its product as uncharacterized. The coding region runs from base 100 to 2094 and encodes 664 amino acids. The record is from RefSeq and is a predicted model, not a curated record. Lineage: Eukaryota; Viridiplantae; Streptophyta; Magnoliopsida; Fabales; Fabaceae. The transcript has a single exon.